UUGGAAAAACAGGCCUCCGUCAAUUCCAGGGAGGCUAGGAGGUCACCUUGUUGAAUUGCGAGGAGACUAGAGUCCUCUCUGGUCCUUCUGCUUGAAGGCGGACCGAAAAGGAUGAAAGGAACCAAACUGCUUGGCUUUUUGGAUCUCGUCUUUUGAUGUUGGAGCCAGUGAUGAGGAUGGCAACCUCGGGGAGGCCGUCAUGGAGGAAGAUGAAGAUGAGCUGGAUUUGGAAGGCCUUGGUAAGGCCUAAAUCAGUCACUCGGUAACAAAUAGUUCUGCUUCAGAUAGUGACCUGACCGAACAGCAGGGCUAACACCUGGAAGGGUGUUGAGAAGAGGAGUUAUAGUUGAGGAAAGGAGCAAAAAAAAAAUUUGCACAGCCCUGCCUGAACAGUUGGAGGCGUGACCUAACCAGCCUGGAUGACAGAGCCCCACUGAAGGAGAAUCUCCGUGCAGAUGAGCCUCUUUGCUUCUGCCUUCCCCCAGGUGCGCUCCUGCUAGUCUGGUGGUGGUAGGCCGAAGGUGGCUUUUACUCAGCGACGGAAAAUUGGAAAUGGCAGCGGAGCCGGACACCACCGAAGUGAGGGAGCGGCACAGAUUUGACCAAGGAGCCUUGGAGGAAUAUCUUUGCCAGCACUUGCCAGGCUUUCCUCUGCAGCCACCUGGAGCUUUGCUUGUCAGGCAAUACAGCUCUGGACAGUCCAACCCAACUUUUUACUUGAGGAAAGGCCUUAGAUCCUAUGUCCUUAGGAAAAAGCCUCAUGGCCCCCUUCUACCACAAGCUCACAAGAUUGACAGAGAAUAUCGGGUCCAGAAAGCUUUGUUUGCAGCUGGAUUUCCAGUUGCUGAACCCCUUUUAUACUGCAGUGAUGCUUCUGUAAUUGGAGCAGAAUUCUACAUGAUGCAACAUGUACAGGGCCGCAUUUUCCGAAACCUUGCUUUACCUGGAGUAAGCCCAGCUGAAAGAUCAGCACUAUAUAUAGCUGCAGCAGAAACUCUGGCCCGGUUGCAUUCAUUCAGCAUAAACUCACUGGGCCUCCAAGACUUUGGAAGAGGACCAGGUUACUGUAAGAGACAGGUAUCAACUUGGAGAAAACAGUAUCAAGCAGCUGCUCAUACGGACAUUCCAGCUAUGAAUGAUUUAGCUGAAUGGUUAAUGAAUAACCUGCCAGCCAGGGACGAUGAAGAAUAUUUGAUUCAUGGGGACUUUAGAAUAGACAAUAUCAUCUUUCAUCCAACAGAGGCCCGUGUCAUCGCUGUGCUGGAUUGGGAGCUUUCAACCACAGGGCAUCCAAUGGCAGACUUUGCUUAUUCUAUUAUUUUCUACGUUUGGCCCAAAGACUUCAGAAAUAUGAAAAUGAAGAACAUGCAGAAUUUAAACAAUAUUGCAGGAAUUCCUUCACUUGAAGAAAUGAUCUCCACUUAUACUCGUUGCAGGGGUAUUGCCCCUUCUUUAGCCAACUUGAAUUUUUUCCUUGCCCUUUCAGUUUUUAAACUUGCUUCAAUAUCUCAGGGUGUCUAUGCCAGAUACCUCUUGGGAAAUUCUGCUGCAGAAAAUAGCCAUGAGUUUGGCAAUAUGGUGAAACCUUUGGCAGAAAAAGGAUUACAUCUCACAACAAUGACAUCGUUUACUACUGGCUCUCUGUCCAGUGGUGUGGGAGAAUUGUUCCCACUGUCUCAAAAGGGUCAGGAUGUGCUUCGCAGGGUGAAGGAUUUCAUGAAAAAACAUGUUUUUCCAGCUCAAAAGGAAAUGACAGAGUACUAUGUCAGAAAUAAAAAUUCACCAGACAUCUGGAAGAAACCUGUGCUAAUUGAAAAACUGAAGGAGAUGGCAAAGGCAGAAGGUCUCUGGAACCUUUUCCUUCCAGCUAUUAGUGGUCUUGGCCAGGUUGAUUAUGCACUGAUUGCUGAAGAGACUGGGAAGUGCUUCUUUGCCUCUGAGGUGUUCAACUGUCAAGCACCAGACACAGGAAACAUGGAGGUCCUGCACUUGUAUGGGACAGAAGAGCAGAAGAAACAAUGGCUUCAGCCUCUGCUUGAUGGGAAAAUGAAUUCCUGCUUCUGCAUGACAGAACCAGAUGUUGCUUCCAGCGAUGCCACCAACAUGGAAUGCAGCAUUCAGAGAAACGGAGACAGAUACAUAAUUAAUGGGAAGAAGUGGUGGAGCAGCGGAGCUGGAACUCCAAAUUGCAAAGUUGCAAUUGUGAUGGCCCGAGACAAAAAUACCUCUGCCUCCAGAUAUAAACAGCAUAGCAUGAUCAUUGUGCCAAUGGAUACCCCCGGAGUCAAACUUAUAAGGCCUCUUUCAGUCUUUGGUUAUUUUGAUCAUUUUCAUGGUGGGCAUUUUGAAGUGCAUUUUGAUAAUGUUCAAGUACCAGUUUCCAAUUUAUUACUUGGAGAAGGAAGAGGGUUUGAAAUAGCUCAAGGGAGACUCGGACCAGGUCGUAUCCACCACUGUAUGAGAUCAAUAGGAGCAGCUGAAGUGGCUCUCAAAAUCCUGUGCGAACGUGCAGCUCAGAGGACGUCAUUUGGGAAAAAGCUGUACCAUCAUGAGGUUGUCGCUCACUGGAUUGCCGAAUGUCGGAUUGCUAUCGAGCAGGCAAGGCUACUUACUCUGAAAGCAGCCAGCCACAUAGACACCUUGGGAAAUAAGGCGGCAAGAAAAGAGGUUUCUAUGAUCAAAGUAGUAGCACCCCGGGCAGUCCUCAAAGUGAUUGAUUGUGCCAUUCAAGUUUGUGGAGCUGCUGGAUUCUGUGAAGAUUUUCCUUUGGCUGAGAUGUUUGCUUACAUGCGGACCUUGCGUAUAGCAGACGGGCCGGAUGAAGUUCACCUCUCAACAAUUGCAAAAAUGGAACUGCUUGAGCAAGCCAAGCAGUUGAGGGCACAUCUCUAGGUUGCAGAUAGCACCAUAACCAGGUCUGGUCUCCACACAGAGGAAAGUGGGAAACUGAAAAGAGUGUGUUGAAGUGAUCAUCAAUUUAACAUUUAUUAAAUGAAACCAUUCAGCACUUUGGCACAAUAAAUAAAACCUGUAACGUGGGUGAGGCUUAGGUUCACGUUUAUAGACAUAUAGAAAUUUUCAAGUAUUCUAGACUAAACAAAUUAAUGAAGAUUAUGAUUGUUUAUUGUAUGAGAUGUACCGGUACCAAGAUUGAAGUAGCAGAUGAGGAGACAUGCUCUGUCAAUAAUACAUAAUACAGGAAAGUGUGUAAUUUUCUUAAAACACCGUUUAAUAAGGGAAACGGCAAUCUGUGGGUAGUCUGUAGUUUAGUCUGUAGUUUACCCAGAUGCGAGGAAGGUAUAAUAUCCAGCUGAAUUUAAGUGUAACCACUAUCUACAUUAUUUACAUGUAUAGAAGUUAAUGCACAGGUUUCGUUCCACUGCCAAUGAAAGAAUAUCAGGAUGGAGACUGUGAACAAAUGUCUACUGUGACACAUUAUUCUCACUUUAAUGGGUAUUAGCUACAAUGCUGCUAUUAAGGCAGCUUUUGUUUCCUUACUUCAGUUACCUUAAUAAAAAUCAGCUUUCAUCUA
Sphaerodactylus townsendi is the source of this 3532-nucleotide messenger RNA. RefSeq names its product acyl-CoA dehydrogenase family member 11 (gene ACAD11). Lineage: Eukaryota; Metazoa; Chordata; Lepidosauria; Squamata; Sphaerodactylidae. The transcript is spliced from 21 exons. Gene Ontology annotation, molecular function: flavin adenine dinucleotide binding; oxidoreductase activity, acting on the CH-CH group of donors. The record is from RefSeq and is a predicted model, not a curated record. The coding region runs from base 553 to 2892 and encodes 779 amino acids. Gene Ontology annotation, cellular component: mitochondrion.